AUGGGAGGUUACAAGUAUCAGUCGGAGAUAUGGAGGAAGAAGCAAUCCGAUUUGAUGAGGUUCGUCCAGAGGGUGCGCUGUUGGGAAUAUCGCCAGCAUCCUUCAAUUGUCCGAGUCACAAGACCCACCCGCCCUGACAAGGCUCGUCGUUUGGGUUACAAGGCCAAGCAGGUCUAUUAUUUUCAUGCCCUUGCUUAUCGUUUCAGUGAGCAUGCGUUUUCUUAUGUUGUGCACCAGCGUGGCGGUCGCAAGAGGCCUGUUGCCAAGGGCAUUGUAUAUGGGAAGCCCACAAACCAAGGUGUGACACAGCUUAAGUUUCAGCGCAGCAAGAGGUCUGUUGCUGAGGAGCGCGCUGGGCGGAGAUUGGGAGGCCUUAGGGUUCUCAAUUCAUACUGGAUCAAUGAGGAUUCGACCUACAAGUACUUUGAGGUGAUACUGGUUGAUGUUGCUCAUAAUGCUAUCAGAAACGACCCAAGAAUCAACUGGCUCUGCAACCCUGUUCACAAGCACAGGGAGCUUCGCGGGCUCACUUCUGCUGGUAAGAAAUGCAGGGGACUGGGAGGAAAGGGACACUUGUACCACAAGGCACGACCUUCUCGCAGGGCAACUUGGAAGAGAAACAACACCCUCUCCCUUCCUCGCUACCGUUGA
Prunus armeniaca (apricot) is the source of this 651-nucleotide messenger RNA. Lineage: Eukaryota; Viridiplantae; Streptophyta; Magnoliopsida; Rosales; Rosaceae. The record is from the annotation of a GenBank genome assembly.